Molecule: messenger RNA, 881 nt
Organism: Morus notabilis
Lineage: Eukaryota; Viridiplantae; Streptophyta; Magnoliopsida; Rosales; Moraceae
Exons: 3
Coding region: 1-630 (209 amino acids)
Source: RefSeq, a predicted model, not a curated record
AUGACUCACACAUUACUGCCGUUUAAUUGGACAAGGACAAACAAAUUUAUUCCGAACACAGAGCUCUGCUCAGUGAACCAGGAAUCCGGAGGCAAGACUUCGCAUUCCGGACGGCCCCAAAUCGUGACAAACGCAUCCCGGGCAAAAUCAAUAACGACCUUGGACGAAUUAAAAAGCAGAUUCCCAUCGGAGGGCCUAUCCACCGUCUCCAACAAGUGGUGGGGAAGCGGCUUUCCCGAUGGCUACAACGAGAGAAGUGAAAAUAAGGAGAAGAAUGCGGAUCCCACUACCCAAGGUACAGGUCUGUUGAUGGAUGUCAGAAAAAGGGCUGCAGAAGAAGGCAGAGAAAGUCUCAAGCUUGGCGUCGUCAGGGGCUUUUCUGCAAAGAAACUUGGCAAGAGAGAAAAGGCUUUGCUUCUCAGAAUGUUCAAGUCGUCUGUGCCACAAGACUGGAUUAGUUCGGCAGCAGAGGAAAGUCCAGCAACGGCGUGGUGGAUCGGAAGGCGGCGGCGGCGUCCUCGACGGAAGCGGUGCUGGGUCUGGACGAGAGAGAGGUUGGGUCUGGACGAGAGAGAGAGAUGGGUGAGAUUGGUGGGUGAGAGAUAUGGUAGGGCAAAUUGUUUCCCGUAAAUAUUAUGGGAAAAUAAAUAACACCUUAUUAGGUGGGUGGGUUUAGAAUUAUCUUAAAAUGUGAUAAUGUGAAUUUCGUGGGUUUCACUUUUUUAGGUUUUAAAAAAGUUUAAUAAUUGUACUAAACAUGAAAAUCUUUUAGAUUUUCAUUCCCACCUUUAAGAUUAUCCCAUACCAAACGCCCUUUCAUAGAUCAUGAACUCUUGAGCUAAUAUCUAAGCAACGAAAUUCAGAAAAAAUUCUCUCUCAAG